AUGGAAGGCAACAAAGACAAAUAUAGUAAGCUGAUAGAGAAAGCUGAGAAAUACCUUAAAAAACAUCAUGGUUCAGAUGGAUCAACCAUUACUAAGAGCAUUGAUGAGGCUGCCAAUGGCGGCGGAGGCGGUUACAGGGCGUAUUUGAAGAAGGCUAAGGAGUUUAUGCAGAGAAAGGAUGAUAAAGAUGAUGCACUGGCUGUUGACGCAGAAGGGAAAAAAACAAUGGAUAAAAAGAAGCAGUGUGUGGCAAUAGGUGCUGGCUUGUUGGCAGCAAGGAAAGCGUAUAAAAAGAAGCGAAAAAAAAGAAGACGUCGUAGUAGUAGUAAGGAGGAAGAGGAGGGUGAAGGGGAGGAGAAUAGCAGUGAAGAGGAGGAGGAGGAGGAGGAGGACGAGGAGGAGGGUGGUUGGUUUCAACAGUUCGUCGAUGGGUUUCAAGAGUUGAUUGAAGGGCUCGAAUAG
This is a messenger RNA of Beta vulgaris subsp. vulgaris (sugar beet), 462 nucleotides long. RefSeq lists its product as uncharacterized. Bases 1 to 462 code for a protein of 153 amino acids. The record is from RefSeq and is a predicted model, not a curated record. The transcript has a single exon. Lineage: Eukaryota; Viridiplantae; Streptophyta; Magnoliopsida; Caryophyllales; Amaranthaceae.